UCGCUUUCGCUCUCCGCUCUGGCCUCUCGCGCGGCAGCAAAAACCUCAUCUCUCCUCUCUCGCACUUCUCCAGAGCUCCUACCUCUUUCCCCUUUCUGUCGCAUUCCGCCAAUCCUUUCUCCUCCCUCCAAAUUUUCCAAAACGCCUCUCCGCACUCCUUCCUGCUUCCCGCCAAGAAGAGCUUCUACUGACCAAAACCCAAAGCCCAAAGAGAACCGCCGAGAGAGAGAUGGCGAAGGACGAGGAGGAGUUCCGGGGGGAGGUGGAGGAGAGGCUGAUCAACGAGGAGUACAAGAUAUGGAAGAAGAACACCCCCUUCCUGUACGACCUGGUCAUCACCCACGCCCUUGAGUGGCCCUCCCUCACCGUCCAAUGGCUGCCGGACAGGGAGGAGCCCGCCGGCAAGGACUACUCCGUCCAGAAGAUGGUGCUUGGCACCCACACCUCCGACGGCGAGCCCAACUACCUGAUGCUUGCCCAGGUCCAGCUCCCCCUCGAGGACUCUGAGGCCGACGCCCGCCAGUACGACGACGAGCGCGGCGAGAACGGAGGGUUCGGAUGCGCCAGUGGGAAGGUGCAAAUUAUUCAGCAGAUAAAUCAUGAUGGGGAGGUUAAUCGUGCUCGCUAUAUGCCUCAAAACCAGUUCAUUAUUGCGACGAAAACAGUUAGUGCAGAGGUCUAUGUUUUUGACUACAGCAAGCAUCCAUCAAAACCUCCUCUUGAUGGUGUAUGCAAUCCUGAGUUGAGGUUAAGGGGUCACAGUUCUGAAGGAUAUGGCUUAUCUUGGAGCAUAUUUAAGCAAGGGUUUCUACUAAGUGGUUCUGAUGAUGCUCAAAUAUGCUUGUGGGACAUCAAUGCAACUCCUAAAAAUAAGGCCCUUGAUUGUCUACAGAUUUUUAAGUUCCAUGAAGAUGUUGUUGAAGAUGUUGCUUGGCAUCUAAGGCAUGAGUAUCUGUUUGGAUCCGUUGGUGAUGAUCGCCAUCUACACAUAUGGGACCUGCGUACACCCUCAGCUACCAAGCCAAGCCAGUCUGUUGUUGCUCAUAAAGGUGAAGUUAACUGCUUAGCAUUCAACCCCUUUAAUGAGUGGGUGGUAGCAACUGGAUCAACUGAUAAAACUGUUAAAUUAUUUGACCUUCGCAAGAUAAAUACUGCAUUGCAUACCCUUGAUUGCCACAAAGAGGAAGUUUUCCAAGUUGGUUGGAACCCGAAGAAUGAGACUAUAUUAGCAUCUUGCUGCCUUGGUAGGAGGCUUAUGGUGUGGGAUCUUAGCAGGUAUUCUCUCUAGUAUGUUUUUUUAUUUUUAAAUUUAUCAGCUUAAGAAAUUUUAAUUGGAGAACCUUUCUUGUUUAUGAUUGUUGCUUUCUACUACUACACAUAUCUAGGAUGUUCCAUAAAUGUUCUGGUCCUAAUAUUUGUGGUAUAGUCCAUUAAGCACAGUAUAGAAAAAUGAGAAUUGUGUAAGUUUAACUAUUGAAGCUAACAACGUUAACACCUAAACUAGGUAGGUCUAUCUAAAUCAAGUACAUAAGGAGAUGAUUGGCAC
This is a messenger RNA of Phoenix dactylifera (date palm), 1546 nucleotides long. The record is from RefSeq and is a predicted model, not a curated record. Lineage: Eukaryota; Viridiplantae; Streptophyta; Magnoliopsida; Arecales; Arecaceae.